Molecule: messenger RNA, 4689 nt
Organism: Cyprinodon tularosa
Lineage: Eukaryota; Metazoa; Chordata; Actinopteri; Cyprinodontiformes; Cyprinodontidae
Gene: zdhhc5b
Product: zinc finger DHHC-type palmitoyltransferase 5b
Exons: 12
Coding region: 1368-3554 (728 amino acids)
Biological process (GO): protein palmitoylation
Molecular function (GO): palmitoyltransferase activity
Source: RefSeq, a predicted model, not a curated record
UGGCUGUUCGUCCAAGCAGGGAAAAGACAAGCCAGUUCCUGGAUUCCGAUGUCGGCCUAGAGAGCGGCUAAGUAGGUUGUUGGUGGCUAACUGAAGUAGGGCUAAACCGACCCACACGACACAGAAAAGACACUUCAAACCGUCGACAUUUGGGUAUAUUCUGCUGUUCAUCUACAGAGCCAGAGCAGGAAGGAGAACCUUGAACCAAAGAAACAAAGAGGGCUGAUAUGUAUCCAUCUACAUGAUAUCCAAGCAGCUGGUCACUUUCCAUAAGGGAUGCAGAAUGAGAGAGGACGGCUUUCUGCGAAGAAAGAGGUGGGAAGGGUCCCUGCAGCACCAAUCCCAGGCCAAGAGCAGUGGCACCUUGCUGAGCUAUGUUGGGCUUCUUUAUGGAAGGAGUUGAUUCUGUCACAGUACAAGUAGAGUCUGAAGCUUCAGACUGAAGAGUCCUGUCUGAAGACUUGAACAGAAUCCUCGUGGAUGUUAAUUUUUUUUUUUAACCUUUUAAAGCAAACAACUUUAUGUUUAACUCUUUAAAACUCUUUAGGCCUUUUUUGGAACUCUUAAAAGUAUUUUUUUUAAUCACUCCCAUUUGUACACUUUUUUUAUGUUGUGAAGCUUCCCACAACUAACUUAAAGGUGGAUUUGUUUGAGUUGGUUCUCCUUCCUGACCGAGUUUGAAAUGCCAGAACUGCAUCUCCUGUCACCAUCCUGAGUUUCUUCCACCCAUCCAGUGCCUAAAUAAGCCCCCUGGGGACGAAGUCAUCAGCAGCUGCUGUGCUCAAUCCUGUCUGCCUCUUCUGCUCCAUGUGCUUCUGUUCUGUCUGAUGGACUACCUCUUUAGUUUUCCUUUUAUUCUGUUAUCUUAACAGGAUAAUCAGAAAUCAAGCACAGUGAUGAACAUUUGAUGAAAUACUACCCCAGUUUUUAGGUUUUGUGCAUGUUGUUUUUUUGUUUUUCAUUUUUGUAUAUGCACAGCAGUAUUUAUACUGUUGCAUUACUGCACCAAAUACAGUAACAUUAAGCCAUAACAUAUUUAUAAAUUGCAUACAUAUAUUUUUGUACCGUUUAGUCUUGUAUAAAGAUAAAAAAGUAUGCAUAGAAUCUAAUGAUGUAAAGAAGCUGUGCACAUUCUAGUUCUGUGUGUUUAAAAAGGUUUUAAAUUGGUGCCAGGGGACAUUUAAAUCUGCGCACAAAGAACCCCUCAUGUUUUCAUUCAGGUUCUUGUUAUCAUAGCGUCAGUUUUCCAGUCUUUACCCAUGAACCCUCUUAAACACCAAAAUUCCCAUUUUGAACUGUAAAACCCACUUCCACAGUAGGUAGACUGUUGAAUAUCUACCUUCCUCUCUUCUUCCUCUCUGACACUGAUGCCCAGUUUCAGUGGUGGGGUGGUUGGGGGAGGAGUAGGGGGCCCAGCUUCUGCUCCUCCCCGUCCGUUUCGCCCCAGCCGAUAUGUGCCGGUGUCUGCAGCCACAACUUUCCUGGUUGGGGCCACAACCCUCUUCUUUUGCUUCACUUGUCCAUGGUUGUCAGAGGACAUCUCAAGUGUGGUCCCCAUCUACAUGGCUGUAAUCUUUCUAUUCACUCUUGCCAACUUUUGCAUGGCUACAUUCAUGGAUCCUGGAGUCUUCCCCAGAGCUGAGGAGGAUGAGGAUAAGGAGGAUGAUUUCCGUGCUCCUCUCUACAAGACUGUUGAGAUCAGAGCCAUCCAGGUGCGGAUGAAGUGGUGCUCAACCUGCCGGUUCUACCGACCGCCGCGCUGCUCUCACUGCUCAGUCUGCGACAACUGUGUGGAGGAUUUCGACCACCACUGUCCCUGGGUGAACAACUGUAUUGGCCGAAGGAAUUAUCGUUAUUUCUUCCUCUUUUUGCUGUCUUUAACCACCCACAUUGUGAACGUUUUCGGCUUCGGCUUGGUUUACGUCCUGCAUCACCGCCACCAGCUGGACACGCCGCAUGCUGCUGUUACUAUGGGUGUGAUGUGUGUAGCUGGUCUGUUUUUUGUCCCAGUUGCUGGCCUGACUGGGUUCCACAUAGUACUGGUGGCCCGUGGUCGGACCACUAAUGAACAGGUGACAGGGAAGUUCAGAGGAGGUGUCAACCCUUUCACCAAGGGCUGCCUGAGGAAUAUUUCCCAUGUUCUCUGCAGCCCCCUGGCCCCGAGGUACAUGGGCCGCUGGUGGAACCGUCAGACAGUGGAAGUGCAGCCCCCGUUUUUGAGGCCGUCUCUAACUGAGGCACAGCUUGAAGCUAAGGUUCUGGACAAUGGCAUCCAGAAUGACCGACACAGCACCAGGUCUAAGAGCAGUCUGAAUCAGAUGGAGAGCCAGUCUGAGGAUACAGAGGCUCCUCCCCCUCCGAAGCCGGACCUUCGUUAUCCCGGUCUACCCCGGGCCGACACAGAAGCCAGCAGCUUGUUGUCGGAGGCUCCGCCCACACCUUCAAUGUAUAAGUACAGACCAGCCUACAGCAGCCCAGGGAAAAACCACGCUGCUGUCACACAUCCAAAUAAGAUGACCAGUGGGGAGAGUCUCGACUCUCAGCCACCCUCCAUCCUUCAUUCCAGCCGCCAGCCUAGCUACCGCUCGGAGCCGAGCAGCCUGGAUGGGGCCACAGUGGUGGGAAGAGGUGUAGGGGUGCGCAGAGGGGGAGGGGACAGGGGUGAGGGUCCUGGAGGCCCCGGCGGGGUCGCUGGUGUGGUGUCAGGUGGCAUGUCGGGUUACUCCCUGACUGGGCGCUCCUACACCUCCUACCCAUCCUCGCUGGUUCUGUCCACGGGCGGCUCCCACUCAUCCAGCCUGCGCUCAGCACAGACUGUACAUAACCCGCUGGCCACGCUCCAAUCAGAGGGCACCACAGACACCAGCUACAAAAGCCUAGCCAAUCAGACGCCUCGGAAUGGCAGCCUGUCCUACGACAGCCUUCUGACGCCAUCCGAGAGCCCGGAGUUCGAAUCUGCUGCCCAUGAGCUAUCACCACAGAAGCCUCACGUUCCGUUCCCCCCAUUGGCUGGAGUGGGCCGACCCGGGAUGGUGUCGCACAGUAGCCCGCUGCAGGGCUACACGUCGCCCUUCCUCUCAGCUCAGAUCACUCAGCAGAGGGAGGGGCAGCUACUCCAGGGCUCCACCACUUUCUCCUCCCCCCAUAGGGCCUACCUGCGUGCAGUCAGCCCACCCCCUUCCUCCUCCCCCGGGCCUCCCGAGGCCCAGCACCUGCUCCAUCAUAACCAGGACCAGAUUCCCCGAAUCCCUCGAAACCCUUCCUCCUCAUCCUCUUCCCCGGGGGCUCGCUCUCUAGACCCCCCAGUCUCCCCGCCACCUCGCGGCCUCUCCCUCAGCAGGUGUCCGAUUCACAUAGGGGACACGGGGCCUCAGCACAAGCCUCGGCCAGCAGGGGCGGGCACUGUGCUGGGAGGGGGAGGAGCUGGAGGAGGGCUACAGGCUCCACAAUCAAUCUCUCGCCCAGUCUUGGCCAAUCACGGCGCAUCCAAACCAGUGGGCGGGGUGAAGAAGGUAACCGGCGUUGGAGGGACCACAUACGAGAUCUCGGUUUGAGUGACGAAAGUCCAGAGUGAUCCAAGACAAGGAUGGGUUUGGAGGAACUAAACGUAUAAAAAUGUCACAUCUUGCACUCGCACUUGCGCAUCUUUAUCUUAGCUGGAGAUUAUUCAUGACCGAAAGCCUCCGAGAAGCGGUUCUUCUGCUGUGGACUCCUGAAGAUGGCUUGUCCGGUACUCGUUUCAUCUUGAUGGCGCUGGCCAGUCUUCUCCACCAGCCUUUCAGGUUUCAUCAAAGAGAAACCGGGGAAGCUGAUUCAUCUCACUGGAUCAGUUGCCUCUAUUUUUGCCACUUUGUGAGCCAUAGACUGAUGUGACUGUCAUAACGGCUGGGUACAAACAUGUCUAUGAAACACAUAAACCUAUUUCCAUGAUCUGUUAUGAUGUGUUGGUUCAUUAAGACAAAGUAUUGACAAGUGUGUCAAACACUUAAGGAAAAGGCGAUGUUCAAUUUUGACCAAUAGUAACAUCUGCAUGGACCACACAGAUGGAUGAGUCCAACCUAUUAACAGUAUCAUUUAAGUUUUGUAUUUUUUUAAAUAUCAUUUUAUAUAAAUGUAAAAAAAAAUCAGAUUAUUAUAUAGUAAAAAUGUCAGAUAUUGAAGAUGAUGGUGGCAGAUGUAUGUAAUUAAUCAUGAAAGCUAUUUUAGAUCAUUUGCCUGUUUAAUUUUUUUUUCUAUAUUUGAUGGCUGCAUCAGCCACUUGCAACCUCUUGCUAGAGCUUUGUUUCUUUGUUUUGUCAUCCAAAGACAGAUAUGAUCCUUGCAGGGCACCAGGUGUGGCAAAUAAUCAAAAUAUUUUUUAGAAAGAAAAAGAGAAAUUUGAAUCCCUAUGGUUGCAGCACAAGCAUCUUUGUGGAAUGUACUCUUGUAAUGUUUAUGCUAGAAGCAUUAUGCAAAACCUGUCUGUAGCUUUAAGAUCAUUGUAUGUCUUUUUGGUGUUUUUGUUCAUUUUAUUUUCGCUACUUUUCAGUAAAUUGUAAAUUAGUUUUAAAUGCUACCGACCGCAUACUUUUUAACUUAUGUUUAGCCAAAUAGGGGCAGAAAAGGGAAGGGCUUAUUUAUUGCACCAGGAAAACAGUUAUCUGCACUAAUUACGCUCAGCAGAAAAAGAAAAAAAUAUCUUAUAUCAAA